This is a messenger RNA of Cherax quadricarinatus, 1680 nucleotides long. NCBI's taxonomy places the organism in Eukaryota, Metazoa, Arthropoda, Malacostraca, Decapoda, Parastacidae. The record is from RefSeq and is a predicted model, not a curated record.
AUGGAUGAAUACAAGAAAAAGAAAUCUAAAAGACAUUCUUGUGAAUUUUCAGACAGUGAGCAGCAAUAUAGCACUAAAAUACAAAAUGUAGAAGGAAGGUUGAAAAAGAAAAAAAAGAAAUCUAAAAGACAUUCUUGUGAAUUUUCAGACAGUGAGCAGCAAUGUAGCACUAAAAUACAAAAUGUAGAAGGAAGGUUGAAAAAGAAAAAAAAGAAAUGUAAAAGAUAUUCCUCUGAAUUUUCAGACAGUGAGCAGCAAUAUAGCACUAAAGUAGAAAUUGUAGAAGGAAGGUUAAAAAAGAAAAAAAAGAAACAUAAGGAUAAUCAGGUGGAUGAGGAAAAAAAUGACAAUAAAGAUUGCAAUAGCUAUGCUGCUAAGAAUGAAUUAAAGUGUGUGGAGGAAGUGUCACAAUUGUAUCACAAUGAGCCAGUGUCAGACUGUAUAGAAAGUAACAAUACUUUUAAUGAAAAGAAAAGAAAAAAACAUAAAAGAAAAAAAUCCAUACAUUGUGACACUCAAGAACAUAAUGGUGACAUAGAUGUUGAAACUGGUUUAUGUAAGAGUAGAUCAAAGAAGCGCAAAUUGGAUCAUUAUUUAUCACCCGACAGCAAACUGUGUGAGUCAGUGAAUGAGACAGCUGGUAAUGUUAUGAAAGACUGUAACUGCUCAUCAGAACAAAGUAAAAAGAAAAAGGAAGCUGGUUAUUCUGGAAAAGAACAUUAUUUAAAUGAAUUCAUUGGUGAUAGCAUUUACAAAAAAAAGAAUAGAAAAAAUAAGCACAUUCCUUUCCCAGUUACAACUUGUGAAGGGAAUAGCAAUUUGAACAAGACAAAUGAGUUGAAAGAUGGUCAUCAUUUAACAUUUUCUGAAAUAGAUAAAGAGGAUUUAACAGUAUUUGAUGAAUAUUCAACUAAAAAUAGGAGUAAGUUCUUUAAUAAGAAUAACCUAUCCAAUAGGGAUACGAAUUCUGAUACUAGCAAUGUACCGUGUGCAGUGAAAGAUCAAGAAAAGAGUUCAAGUCACUGUGAUAGAAAUGACAUGUGGCUUUCUGAACAUUAUGACCUUAUGUCUGUGGACAGUUUUGACUAUACUGAUGAUGACUAUGCUGUGCCAUAUUGUUCAAAAAGAAGGAAGGCUGAGGUAAAAAAAAAUGAAAAUUUAUUUGAAAAUAAACAUAAUUUACCACUUGAAGAUGAACUUAGUGAGAGUGAAGAAAGUGACAGUUCAGAUAAUGUUAUUGCUCCUUUAUAUGAUGCAUCAUAUGAUAAUGUGGAAGAGAAUCCUGAUUCUAGUUUAAAAAAAAAACGUUUGCCUGGUUUACAAAAUGAACUCUAUUAUCCGACUUUAGAAGAAAUGCUAUACAAGCUUCCAGAAGGAGAGGGGAUUCCUUCUGAAGAAAUUGAAGAAAUUCCUGAAAAACAUCAACACUGGAAGAAAGUCCGGGAAAAACUUAAUGAUAAUGCUUUUACUGAGGAAGAGAUAGAACAAGAAAUAAUGGAUACUAUUAAGCACAUUCAUGACUAUUUUGCAAGGCUUGAGGCAGGCAGUCUCACAGAGAAGGAACUGGAGGAAGUGAAACCGAAGAACUUUCAUGGACCAUACUUUCCAACACCUAGACAUAUAAGGUCUAGCAGUGUUUCUGGUCCAGUUCUAGCAAGUCGAUGACUAACCUUGGAAUGA